AUGGCCGAGGAGGACAAGAUCUCCGCUGGGGGAAGACGCAGCGAGGAGCGCCCCCAUCCCAGCGGGCCCCGGAAGUCAUCCUCGAAGCUGCAUGCUCUCAGCUACUCGGAGUCCGACCUCUGGAGGAACGGCCUCCUGCGGACGUUUGGGACCCUGCCCUGGCGGAGGCGGCAAAGCAGCCAUCUGGAGCUCUCAGGCACCGGCGCUGGUGGUACAGGACACCUGGGGAGCUCACUGGGCAAGCCCUGGCCUUUCGGGCGGCUACAGAGACCAGCGGUCGGCAGUGAUUUGGAUAUGGUAGGCCGUCUUGACCUGUGCUCUGCUGGGAACCUGGCCAGAGAGCAAGAGACUGCAGAGCCAUCUGCUUGGCCCAGGGACACAGGGAACUCGAAGCCAGCCAUACCCAGCCAGGUGGAAAUCUUCACAUCCUUUGACUCUCUGCUGGGCAAAGAAGAUGGGAGUUCCUGGGGAGGGUCUGUUUCCAUCAGCAGCUCCUCCCUGGACUUCCCCACCAGCCCUGAGACGCAGGAGGAAGACUACAAGCUUCCAGCUUCCCAGGAGGAACCCAGCAGAGCCUCAGAGCCUCUGACAGAGUGGGCUGAAAGAGUUUUCCAAGAGUAUUUAGACUCAGGGACCUUCCGCCCUAAGGUGGCGGGACAGCCAGACCAUGUGAGCCAUGGCCACAGAGAAUCCAUCUCUGAACCAGAGACUUGUCCAUUCACCAGCCCUGCCUAUAAUCGGAUCAGCAGGACAGAGGACCCUGCAAUAGGCAGGGAGAGCCCGGAAUGGCCUCUGGAGACUAUCCAUCGGGUUGAACCCGCCCCUGCCAAGAGGCCUGCGAAGAUCCGUUACGAGGUAAUGAUCACUCUGACCAAGGAGCAGGAAGAGGGUGCGAAGAGCGGAGCAGAGGAUCGGCCUAGGGUCUGUGGGAAUGGACCGGGUUCCCACGGAGCUGCGAAGUCACCUGGGGAGGCAGGAGUUUCUCAGGGGAUUGCUGAGUUGCAGAAAAUGGAUGAGCAAUGUCAUGGGGAACCAGCCAGACCGGCUCUCCAGCUGGCAGCACACAAGGAAUUCCAAACCUUCACACGGCAAAGGGAGGGUACUGUUGGGGUGACCGGGCAGGUCCGCCCAGUCCCAGGGUGCCUGGUGACACCUCUGCAAGGAUCAGAGCCCAGCCCCAGGCAGAGACGGGACGGGCAGGAACAGAGCCUGUGCCACGACAGGGACCUCUCGGCAGCGGAGGGGAGAGCCGUCUGCGCGGCAGGAGCCCCGGCCAGCAGCUCCCCCAGCUCCUCUGGGCCGUGCAGAGAUCGCCCGGGGGCGGCAGGCGAGGAGGCCCAAUCAGAGGGAGGCCGUGACGCUGGGACGGGCCUAGACGAGAUGAAGAAGGUUGGCGGUAGCUCCCACGCCCAUCACCCCAAGCCAGGAGAGUCCACCCGGAGCACCUGGUUCAGCUGGAAGAAAGCACCUGCUGAUCAGCCCGAGGAAGAGGCCAAGCCCGGCUUCCGCAAGGUCUCUUUGCUGUCACGGAGGUUAGAGGCUGCCGCCAGCCCCUCCCGGGUGUCGAUGCUGCUGGAGGCCUGGGAGAAGGGAACAAUAGGCAGGGAAUCUUCAGACUUGCCUUCUCCAACAGACGGCAGCUGCUCCCCAUCUCCCGGCCUGCGGCAGGAUUUCUCUGAACACACGCCCGUGUUCUCACAAAUCUAUUCUCCAGUUCAAAGGGAGACGAGGCCGACUGAAAGGGGAAAGCAGGCUGCUGAUAGCACUGCACUCACUGAAUCCCAGAGGGAUGGCCACCUGCCCGGCGCUGUCAGCACCACUGCAUCCACUGGACCCCCAAGAGAAAGCCACUUGCCCGGUGCAAAUGGCAUCACUACACUCAUUGGGUCCCCAAAAGAAAGCCACAUGCCCAGUGCAGGUGGUUUCACUACACCUGUUGGGUCCCCGAGAGAAAGCCACGGGCCCAGUGCUGUUGGCACCAAUACGCCCAUUGGGUCCCCAAGAGAAAGCCACGAGCCCAGUGAAAUUGGCACCAAUACGCCCAUUGGGUCCCCAGGAGAAAGCCACGGGCCCCGUGCUGUUGGCAUCACUACUGUAACCAGUUCCCAAAAGCAAUGGCACAUCCCAAAUGCUGGCAGCAUUACUGUAUUUAGAUCCGAAAGGGAAAUCCUCAUGCUCAAAGCUGGAAGCACUGUUGAGUUUAGAUCCGGAAGAGAAGUCACUGGGCCUAACGUGGAGAGCACCAGUGUAAGCGAAUUCGCACGAGGGAGCAGGCAGUGUGCUGGUGGAAGCCUGAUGGCCCUUGGUGAGGCUGCUGGUAGCUCUGCAGCUGGCUUGCAGGGAGAAAGCCGCAUGUCGCAAGCUGGCGGCGCCGAUGUGACUGAAUCCAAAGGAGACAGGGGCAUGCUGGGCGCCUUUAGCACCAGCAUAAAUGCACCCCAGAGGCAGAACAGUCCCUUCGCUGUGAGCGGAUCUGAAACCGACUGCAGCCUGCCAGGUCUGGGCGGCGCGGCCUCAGCUGGGUCGGCAGUGGAAAGCGGCAUGCCAAGCACUGCGGGUGCCGUGUUAGCUGCACCCGGGACAGAGAGCACGUCUAAUGCUGCUGGCUCGCCUGGACAUAGUGCCCAAGGAGACAGUGGCAAUCCAGAGCCUUUAGCUGGCGUGCAGCUGUUGGCCUCCCAGGCUAAGGUCAGGGGUGAGGGGGAUGAACCAGCAUGGAGCUCCGAGGGAUCUGCACAAGAGUCCAACGUUUCAUCUGAAGAGACCAAGGCCUCCCCUGAAGCCUUGAGCCACGCCCAGCCAACGGGGAGUCCCCAGGAGACGGCAGAAGAGGACCCCGACCUGUCUGUGGACAUGGAACUUUUGGUGGACACCCUCCGUAGCAUGGAGCCCUCCGAAAUCCGAAAGCCUCCCAAGAUCUCCCGGCCAUCGCGCUCUUCCUCACGUGGAAAAUACGUUACCCUGCCGCCCAUUGACGAGCAUCACAUUGCUCCCAAGUCCCAGGUUCCCCUCCCAGAGGCCCUCAGCAAGCUCUUUGGUCGGACAGAACAGAAGCAUCUGGAGGAGAAUGGACCAAAAUGGGAGAACGUGGAUCCCGAGGAGGAGGAGGAGAUAGAGAACCCGUAUCUCAGUAAGGUUGAUAAGCCACAGGCCGAAGAGGAGCCCAGGAAAGUUUACCCCUGGGAAAACAUGUCAACUGAAAUAGAGGAGAAGACGCUGUCCCUCCUGGGGAAGUUGAGGCAGCCCCCAGGGGACGAGAAGGCUUCCAGGAAUCAAAGCAUCCUUUUCAAUGCUAACAUCCUCAAAGGUGCCUCCCUGCUGACAGAUCUCCGGGAGCAGAAGGCCAUCCCCACGGAAGACAAGCCCUACUCCCGCUUGGACAGCAGCCUCCUCUACAGGCGGUACAUCUCCUCCGUGACGCCCCCGCUCAAAGCUCUGGAGAAGGAGCGAGAAGGAAGGAGCUCACCCACGCCAAUUGACCUGGCUCUGCUAAAUGCCAGAGAGCAGGACUGGAUGCCACCCAAUGGACCACAGUUGAAACCCUGUGAACAGCUGACCUCUGAGCCUUCCCCCGCUGGAGUCCAAGUCUCUCUGGACCCUCAGAAGGCACCAGGCAUAGACAAAAGCACUGGCCAGAUUCCUUUGCUCUUCAUGGAGGCUGAGCAGAAAAAUACUCCUCCCCUGUUGCUGGGUCACCCUGCAGCUGGGGAAGAGGCAAAGAACUCCCCCACGAAGCUCCACGGGAGACCUGGGAAGAUCAUUCUGUUCUCCGAGUCGGGCUUCGCGGGCCAGAAGAGGGAGAUCUGGGGCGAUGUCGCUGACGCUACGUCCUGGGAGCUCUCCCACACCAUCUCCAUCCGGGUGGUGUCUGGCUGCUGGGUGAUGUACGAGAAGCCGCGAUUCCACGGGCGGAAGUGUGUGCUGGCCGAGGGGGAUGUGGAGAUCAAUAAUCCAUGGACAGCCUAUCGGAAAGACGGGGAGGUGCCUGAGAACGCGCCCUUCCGCAUCGGCUCCUUCAAGAGGGUGGUGAGGGAUUAUCGGAUCCCCGAGAUCAGUUUGUUUACUGAGGAGAAUGGAGAAGGCACAAAAGUGAGGUUCACGGAUUCCUCAGAAGACACCCGGAUCUGUGGCCAGCCCUUGAAGGCCUCUUCCAUCAUUGUCCACUCUGGCCUGUGGCUCAUUUACUCCAGACCCUUCUUUGAUGACGACCCCUAUGUUUUGGAACCUGGCGGGUAUCCCAAUUUAAAAGCCUGGGGUGCAAAGGACCCUUCCGUCUGCUCUAUGCAUCCUAUUAAACUGGGCUGCCCUGCUGUAGAGAAACCUGGGGAGCCCAAGGCAGUGAUCUAUGAGAAGGCAUGUUUCCAGGGCCACAGCUGCGAAGUGAACCGAGACAUCUAUGCUCUGAAGAAGCAGGAGAACAGCCAGGGCCCUGUGAUGUCCACAAUGGGGUCUCUGCGCAUCCUGGGGGGCUGCUGGGUCGGCUACGAGAAGGAGGGGUUCCGGGGCCACCAGUAUCUGCUGGAGGAAGGCGAAUACCAUGACUGGACGCAGUGGGGCGGCUACAAUGACGAGCUGGUGUCCUUACGGCUGAUCCGGACGGACUUCUCAGACCCAGCGCUGGUGCUCUUUGAGGCCAAGGACUUCCAGGAUGGGCCCAGUGUGGAGCUAAGCGAAGCGCUGCCCGACGUGGAGCUGGCCAGCUAUGGAAUCACAACCCAGUCCAUCCACGUGCUGAGUGGAGUGUGGGUGGCUUAUGAGAACACAAACUUCUCAGGCGAGCAGUACAUCCUGGAGAAAGGAGUGUAUCGGAACUGCGAAGACUGGGGAGCCAGUGACAGCCGGAUCUCCUCAGUGCAACCUGUCCUCCAGGUCGCGGAGCACAGUCUGCAUAUUGUCUCCAGGAUCCAGCUGUUCUCAGAUCCCAAUUACCUCGGUGAUCACAUCUCCUUUGAGGACGAUCAGGUUUCCCUGCCGGAGGCCUUCACUCCCCAGUCCUGCAGGGUCCACGGAGGCAGCUGGAUUCUCUAUGACGGCUGGGAGUUCAAGGGGGAACAGCACAUUCUAUCGGACGGCGAGUAUCCGACGCUCACCGCCAUGGGCUGCGUCUCGUCCACGGUCACCCGGUCGCUGAAGAAGGUCCCAAUUGUAAGUAUUUCAAAUCCCAAUGCUGCCUCCUCAUCCCCCUUAGCAGUUUCUUGGCUUUGCCUGCGUAUCGCCAUGUGUAUCCUCCCUGCCUGCCCCAUCCUGCCCCAUCGCUGCUUCCAUCCCUUUCCCCUUUCCCUGCAGUUUUUCUCGGAGCCCUCGAUCUUCCUCCAUGGGCUGGAGCGUUUUGAAGGGAAGGAGAUAGAGCUGACGAGCGAAGUGCGGAGCCUGCAGGCCGAGGGCUUCAAUAACCACGUGCUGUCUGUGCGCGUGAAAGGCGGGAUAUGGGUGCUGUGUGAACACAGCAACUUCCGAGGCCGCCAGUGGCUGCUGGACUCUACAGAGAUCACCAACUGGCUGACCUACAGCGGGCUUCAGCACAUAGGCUCCCUCUACCCCAUCAGGCAGAGACGGAUCUACUUCCGGAUAAAAAACGCGGAGCUGCAGUUCUUCCUCUCUGUCCCAGAUGACGUUGAGGACAUGAAAGCAGGACGCGUGGUGGUCUCGGACCUGAGUGACCAGAGCAGCUCCAUCUGGUACUACGAGGAGGGGCUCAUCAAAAACCAGGUUGCCCCCACCAUGAGCCUGCAGGUGAUUGGUCUGGCCGGGAAAGGCGCCAAGGUGGUGCUGUGGGCUGAGAGCCGAGUUCCCCGCCAGACCUGGAGAAUCGAUUCUUUUGGGCGGAUCUGUAGCCAGAUGUUUGAGGACAUGAUCCUGGAUGUGAAAGGGGGCAGAUUGUAUGACCGAGAUCACGCCAUCCUCUGGGACGUGGCUGAGGAAAGAUCCACGCAGAUCUGGGACAUACAAGUGCUCUAAGAGCUUACAUUCAGGCCUGGAUCCUGUUGGAGGUGCCACCAAGUGCCCCCAGCUCUUCCCACGGUCUUUCUGGGUUAUCAGGGUUCCUUGCAAACUGGUUCAGGGGUGCUGCUACCAGAAAGUAUCCCCUGCCCUAGAAUGGAGCCUGGACAGGCACAUGUCUCUGCAGCCUCUCCUCUGCCCGCUGGCCAUUCUAGGGUAGUGACUACUCCAGUUCAACCCUUCGUCAAUUCCAGGGAUUGCCUGGGAGUGGAGGUGGCACUGGCUGUCCUGUUUCAGCAUUCAGGGGCUCAUCAGGACCUACCUGAACUAUAGUGAAUCGCCUGUGAAGUGCCAUGUGGUACCCGUGUGCACACGUGAGUGCCGUGCAAUGGGCCAUUUGGAGUCCUCAGGUGCCGAACCGGUUCUGGUGUGGCUGAUUUGGGCUGUACACCAAAGACUGAAACACAGACUCCUGCCCCGUCAUGGCUUCCUAAGCCCCUGUAUUUAUGUGUGUGUCAGAUACGAUCCCUUUUCUAACACCAGCUCUCUGACUGGGUGCUCGGUUUGUAUCACCAGUCGCACGCUAACACACUCGUUGAGCUGGUCUCUGAGAUGCUGCUCAAUGGAUGGACGUGAGACACUACGGCAGGGGUUCUCAAACUGGGGGUUAUUACUUGGGGGGGUCGCGAGCUGUCAGCCUCCAUCCCAAACCCCGCUUCGCCUUCAGCAUUUAUAAUAGUGUUAAAUAUAAAAAGAUGUGUUUUUUAAUUUAUAAGGGGGGUUGCACUCAUAUGCUAGCUGUGUGAAAGGGGUCACCAAUACAAAAGUUUGAGAACCA
Molecule: messenger RNA, 6778 nt
Organism: Caretta caretta (loggerhead turtle)
Lineage: Eukaryota; Metazoa; Chordata; Testudines; Cheloniidae
Source: RefSeq, a predicted model, not a curated record